This is a messenger RNA of Theobroma umbraticum, 2897 nucleotides long. It is a transcript of the gene AGD1, whose product is annotated as ARF-GAP domain 1. Gene Ontology annotation, molecular function: GTPase activator activity; protein binding. NCBI's taxonomy places the organism in Eukaryota, Viridiplantae, Streptophyta, Magnoliopsida, Malvales, Malvaceae. The record is from RefSeq and is a predicted model, not a curated record. Gene Ontology annotation, cellular component: cytoplasm.
UCUAGAGAGAGAGAAACAGGGGUGGCAUUUGCUAGAGAGAGAGUCAGAGAGACGCAGAAAAGGCGGGUUAAUUUUUUAAUUCUUCUUUUUUUAAAAUAAAAUAAAAAUUGGUGACGGCCAUGAAAGUUCGCAGAGGAAGUUCUAACAACAAACUAACCUCCUUUUAUAUCACCAUUAAGAAUUAGAAAAUAAAAAAGAAAAAAAAAAUCAUUAUCGUCCUUCAUCUGCGCCCUUUUCUCAAAGCUCCAAAGCAACAAAACACGCACAAAAACCAAUUAAUCGAACCCGGCCACCGUCUCUCUCGAGAUAUCAAAAAUUAAUAUUCGUUGUGGAAAAACGAAGAAGAUCGAGUGAAGAUUCUGCGUUUCUCCAACAAUGCAUUUCUCCAAACUCGACGAUACGCCGAUGUUUCGGCAAGAGAUACAGUGCUUGGAAGAGAACGCCGAGUCAUUGCGAGGAAGAUGUUUAAAAUUUUACAAAGGAUGUCGAAAAUACACAGAAGGGCUUGGAGAGGGUUAUGAUGGCGACAUUGCCUUUGUAAAUGCCCUUGAAACUUUUGGAGGGGGGCAUAAUGAUCCUAUCUGUGUUGCUUUUGGAGGCCCAGUCAUGACAAAAUUCACCAUUGCUCUAAGAGAAAUUGGCACAUACAAGGAAGUUCUUCGCUCACAGAUAGAGCACAUGCUAAAUGAAAGGUUGCUUCAGUUUGUCAAUGAUGAUCUGCAAGAUGUCAAGGAUGCUCGGAAACGUUUUGACAAGGCUUCACUUAUAUAUGAUCAGGGACGAGAGAAGUUUCUUUCUUUAAGGAAAAGCACUAGGAUGGAUGUAGCUGCGGCCAUAGAGGAGGAAUUGCAUACUGCAAGAACCUCAUUUGAACAAGCCCGCUUCAAUCUGGUUAGUGCUCUUUCAAAAUUUGAAGCCAAAAAGAGGUUUGAAUUUUUGGAGGCUGUUAGUGGGACAAUGGAUGCUCACCUUCGUUUCUUCAAACAGGGAUAUGAACUCUUACAUCAGAUGGAACCUUUUAUAAACCAGGUCUUGGCUUAUGCACAACAGUCAAGGGAAUGCUCUAACUAUGAACAGGCAUCUCUAAGUGAAAGGAUGCAGGAACAUAUCAGGCAGAUUGAUCUCAAGAGUAAGCAGUCCUGCUAUGUUUGUCCUGCCACAGCAGAUGGUAUGCGACCUUUUGCAAGGGGUUCCCAGAAAGUUAUUGAGGCAGUUAUGCAAUCUGCCGCAAAGGGAAAGGUUCAAACCAUACGACAAGGUUAUCUUUCAAAACGUUCCUCAAACUUGAGGGGUGACUGGAAGAGAAGGUUUUUUGUUCUUGAUAGUCGAGGGAUGUUGUACUAUUAUCGUAAACCAUUUGCUUGGUCUUCUGCAGGUGGAAGUCAGUCUGUUAUACAAAGGAGUGGUCCCUCUGAAAGUGGUCCUGGGCUGCUGAGUCGAUGGCUUUCUUCUCACUACCAUGGUGGUGUACAUGAUGAAAAAAGUGUUGCACGUCACACUGUAAACUUGCUGACAGCAACAAUUAAGGUUGACGCAGAUCAGUCAGAUUUAAGGUUUUGUUUCAGAAUCAUCUCACCAACAAAAAUCUAUACAUUGCAGGCAGAGAAUGCACUGGACCAAAGGGAUUGGAUUGAAAAAAUAACUGGAGUAAUCGCUUCAUUAUUGAGUUUCCAAACACCUGAGAAGUGCCUCUCUGCUUACAACAUGGGAAGUGGUGAUAAUUGCUCUGCCAGUGAUUGUAGUUCACUAGGAGAUUCCUCUGAUGCUUAUCAGACAGCAGUUGGAGAACAUACAUCUCAGAAUCUCUCCUCUGGAAGUCAUUUAGAUAUAUCAAGAAGUUUGCAGCAUCAAGAGUAUUGCACAAAGAGUGAAAAGCCAAUUGAUAUCUUAAGAAGGGUAGCUGGGAAUGAUAAAUGUGUCGACUGUGGUGCACCUGAGCCAGACUGGGCAUCUUUAAACCUCGGUGUCCUUAUAUGCAUUGAAUGUUCUGGAGUUCAUCGUAAUCUUGGUGUACAUAUAUCAAAGAUAAGAUCACUGACACUUGAUGUUAAAGUGUGGGAACCAUCUGUUUUGGCUUUGUUUCAAUCAUUGGGCAAUAUCUAUGCAAACUCAAUCUGGGAGGAGUUGUUGCACACAAGAAGUACUAGAACUGCCAUGGCUGUGGGUUCUUCGAAGUCUGAUGUACGUAAACAGCUUCUCACAAUGAAACCUUGUUACAAUGAUCCGAUUUCAGUGAAGGAGUUGUUCAUUCAUGCAAAGUAUGCAGAAAAAGCUUUUGUUCCUAAGAAACAGGACAAUCAGCAUCUCCUUUCAGUGGCAGAAGAGGUGUGGGAAAGUGUCCGUGCUAAUGACCAAAAAGCUGUAUACCGCCACAUUGUUUGCUCUGGAGCAGAUGUCAAUGCUAUCCAUGGGCAAGCAUCAUAUUGUACAUCCUUAACUCUGACCAAAAGUAAUGUAAUGGGAAGACCAAGAAAUCCUUAUCACAACUUUGAUUGCUUUGCAGAUGACUCUCUGGAUCAGCCCUCCAGAUAUUUGAACUCAUUAAACAAAAGUGAAGAUCAGAUUGAAAAGGAGCGCUCUGAUGGUUGUUCUCUACUUCAUCUUGCCUGCCUGACCACUGACAUUGGCAUGGUGGAGCUUCUUCUUCAGUAUGGUGCAAACAUAAAUGCUUCUGAUUCAAGAGGUCGGACGCCGCUUCACCUUUGUAUUGUUAGCAGGAAAUCUUCAAUAGCAAAAUUGCUACUUACAAGGGGAGCAGACCCGCAUGCUGUAGAUGGAGAAGGUAACACGACGCUUCAGCUUGCAUCAGCGUCAGGCAUUGAUGAUAAUGAGGUCUUGGCACUCUUAACAAACACACACAGAUAGUACCUAAAAGAGACAGCAAAGGACUGAGAAUG